Messenger RNA from Diplodia corticola, 2640 nucleotides. Its product is annotated as psp1 domain-containing protein. The transcript has a single exon. NCBI's taxonomy places the organism in Eukaryota, Fungi, Ascomycota, Dothideomycetes, Botryosphaeriales, Botryosphaeriaceae. Gene Ontology annotation, cellular component: cytoplasm. The record is from RefSeq and is a predicted model, not a curated record. Bases 1 to 2640 code for a protein of 879 amino acids.
AUGGCUUCAAUGCCCUCAACACGUGCUCCGCUCAGCUCCAAGGCUGCGCUGCCACACAAAAACGGUUCACCGUUCUACCUUGACAAGCCACUUGGACAAGCACCUCGUGGAGGAAGUCCCCACUCCGAGGCUGUGGCUUCUUCCGAAGAUGAGAAGGACAUCGUUGUAAAAAAGUCUGCAGGCACUGCUCCCAUCAAGGGUGCUCAAGGACUUCCACCCCUCCGGCGUGGAUCUUGGCUUUCAGAGGUUCAAUCAGGCCCAAUGGCGGCCCGGAGAGCUUCUCAAGGGGGUGUCUCUAUCUCAGCCAACAAUUCACAGCCAGCUACUCCCGGUGAGCAUGGGUCUUGGAAUACUUUGGCGCACAAAUCAUCCGCUGGAACAGUAUCCUACAGCAAUCCCUGGACAUCCGAAGCAAGACGUGAGCCACCCUCUCGUCUUACAGAGCUGCCUCAAUCGCCAUCGAACUAUUUCCAUUCUGCAUUCGGCAUCGGGGAUGAGCUGCGUUCGCCCGGCCAUGAGCUACCUUCAGAAGAGGCCCUUCACUUCAGGAAGACGAUGAGGUCUCAGUCAUACUCAGUGGGGCAAUGUGAGGAUGGGCCAGUUCCAAAUGCGCCUAACCGCGUGCGCGCUAGUUUCCAAGCAUUGCAUCAACCUCGCCCAGCGAUCCUCAGCGACCUCCAUGAAGAGGAAGUGAGUAACGAUCAAGGCGCAGCACCAGUGAGCAAGGCCGCGCCCGGCCCUCCUUCUUCUGCCUUGCUCAAACAAGCCCUUGGUGUGCGUCAUCGCGCCUCAAGCACGACCGUCAACGCUGGCGCGUGGUCGCCGCAGCGCUCACAGACCUUUUCGGACUCCGACUAUGCUAUUGACGAAGCAGAUGACAACGACUCAGAAUCAGGUGGCCAUAAUUCCGUUGGCAUGCUUGGCAGAGGACUCGCCGACAGGCGCUUUAGUGAGAUGUCACCACUACGAACUGACUUCUCACUUUCUCGCGCCAAUGACGGCUCGCAAAGAUCUGCCUGGAAUUCACUUGGCUUCGACCCUAUUGACGAAGGCUCACAAAGCAGACGUCAUUCAUUCGCCGUCGUCACCCCUCACUCUCACACGCGCCUGAACAACUCGUUCUUCUCCAGCGACGCCAACAUCGAGGACGACCUCAGCGCCUCACGCAUCUCCCAAAACAGCCAGCCUGACAUUCCUCGAAACAUGCAGUCACCAUCCUCCCAGAUGCGAUCUCAGAGUUAUCACCAGGAACGAGAGUACGACCAUUUCAGGUCAAACUCGGGCGACGAAGAAUCAGCAAUCGAGUUGGGCCAGGCUCACGAUCGUGCAUUCGCGCAAUCAUACUUCUCAGGUGUUGGACCGGCUAUGCGGAGUGCUCACACCACAGUCCCCGGCAUCGCUGCCACGGCUCCCAGCAUGGUGAACCCGUACGCGCCGCCGAAUGUCGCUCGCCCGACCAAGCAUUUGUACAUCGUUACCUUCAAAUGCUCGAGGUCCGACGUUUAUUACAUUCCUGAGAACGUGGGUCUGGAAGUCAAGGCUGGGGAUAUGGUCAUCGUGGAGGGCGACCGUGGACAAGAUCUCGGCCAGGUGACACACUGCGACGUAGCGCUGGAAGACGCCAGACAGCAUCUCAAGGAAGCGUCAGAGCAGCACUUCCGCUGGCUGAUGAUGUUCUCGCGCCACGUCCAGGGUGGCCACUCUGGUAUGGUGAACCCUAAUGGAAUGCUUGCUGCUUCCAAUGGCGAACAGUACGGUAGAGAGGGGGGCAUGGGGCCCAGACCUCCCCUUCAAGCGCCAAUCGUGGAUGAUAUCCGACCCAAGAUGCUCAAGCGUCUUGCACAGGGUCACGAGAUUCAAGUGCUCCGCGACAAGGAAGGCGCAGAAGCUAAGGCCAAGCGUGUCUGCCAACAGAAGGCUAUCGAGCAUGGCCUCACCAUGGAGAUCCUUGACGCCGAAUACCAACUCGACUACAAGAAACUGACCUUCUUCUACUAUGCCGACUGCUACAUCAACUUCAAUCACCUUGUAACUGAUCUCUUCAAGGUGUACAAGGCACGCAUCUGGAUGUCAGCCGUUAACCCUGCUUCGUUUGCGACUCCAUCAAACGCUCUCUCGCAACUCCCUCCGCCAUCUAGCCUUGGUCCCGGAGCGACUUCCAAUGCCAACGGAAAUGGAUUCCCUACAACUAUGACGAUAGGACCCAGCUACGGACGUGGCGCUUUUAGUGGUACAGCUGAACCAUCACCCCAGAUUUUGACACCAGCCGCUAACAACAAUCCAGCACCCCGCACUCCUGGAGGCCUGGAAGUGAAUUCGACGGAUGCUCAACAAGAGUAUCAAGAGCCUCAGGGACGCCCGGUUUACCACUACGCUCCGUCUCCGGCCUUUGGUGGAUUUAACCCUGUUGCACCGGCUUACGCGCCAACUUGGGUGCCGAAUCCUUCUAUGAAUCGCUUCAUGCCGUAUCAAUACGGAUACGGCGGUGGCCCUGGGGGCGGCUACCCCGGCAACUACUCUCCAUUCCCUGGCCAGGAUAUUGGUAGUGCUCGUGGAGGCGAGCACUCUCAGAACGAUGAGCAAGAUAUCGGCCGCAUGCUCGGACAGAGCCUAUCGCUCAAUCAACGUGCCGGUUCCUAA